UAUGGCUUCCAAACUGAGCAUUUCUGCAGUGAACGAGCUUUAUUACAGAGAUUUUAUCCGUACGUUUGGCAAUGUUAUCGAGGAGACAAAAAUUUGUGCAGCAGCUGUAUGUGGUAGGAGGCCUUUUAGGUCAUUUGACAACUUCGUGGAGGUGAUGUGCCAGUUUAUCGACGAGCUUCCCAAAGAUGGAAGAGCCGGCAUAUUGCGCAACCAUCCUGAUCUUGCCGAUCGUUUAGAAUCACUUACCCCCGAAUCCCAAAGAGAACAAACACACGCUGGUAUCACAACGCUAACAAAAGAGGAGAUUCAAGAGUUAAAACAUUAUAACCAGCUCUAUAGUAAUAAGUUUGGAUUUCCAUUUGUGAUUUGCGCUCGUUUAAACAAUAAAGAUGCAAUUUUGAAAGGAAUAAAAUCGCGCUUGAAUAAUGACAGAGAUCAAGAGCUAGAGUGCGGGAUUGAAGAAGUGAAGAAGAUCAUGCAGCUGAGGAUGAAAGAUUUGGUUGAAUGCGAGGACUCUAAAUUGUGAUAAAACUAUGGAACUAUAGACAUAUAUCUGUUUGGAACAUGGUAGGGAAUAGCAUACAGAGUUGUUUUUUUUUUCUAUAAAUCGGAGCACAGUAUAUUUCGUCACUCUUGGAACAAUCCAUCCCUCAUUUUUUAUUAAGUGAUGCAGGUUAAAAAGGUGGUAGCCAUGAGGCUGAUGUGGACCUACAAUUAACUGAUAAAAUGUAAAAUAAUAAACAAAAUAAUUUGUAAAGUCACCCUAUGGUAUUUGAAUUCAGUAUAAGUCAAUAA
This is a messenger RNA of Pocillopora verrucosa, 795 nucleotides long. Its product is annotated as 2-oxo-4-hydroxy-4-carboxy-5-ureidoimidazoline decarboxylase. The record is from RefSeq and is a predicted model, not a curated record. Gene Ontology annotation, molecular function: 2-oxo-4-hydroxy-4-carboxy-5-ureidoimidazoline decarboxylase activity. Gene Ontology annotation, cellular component: peroxisome. Gene Ontology annotation, biological process: allantoin metabolic process; urate catabolic process. Lineage: Eukaryota; Metazoa; Cnidaria; Anthozoa; Scleractinia; Pocilloporidae.